CUGUACCUUCAUCUCCCACCAUACAAACCCUCUCAUAACCACACCAACAACAACAACAACAACAACAACAUAUAAACCCACCACCAACCCCCUGUGUCACCUCUCUCCAGCAAUCUUCCAUUCCAAUCCACUCUUCCCCUCUCUCCUCACCCCAUCCCUCCACCACCAAAAUGAAACUCCCCAUCCUCCUCUCCCUCGCGGCCCUCGCGCCCCUCGCCGCCGCGCACUUCCAACUCAAAUACCCCCCCAGCCAAGGCGGCAGCGAAGAGCAGAUGGUGAAUUUUCCCUGCGGAGGAGGCACAUCAUCCAGCAACCGCACGCAGGUAUCCAUCUCGGCGGGAUCCUUCCCGGUAGCCCUAUCCCUCGGACACAGCCAAACGGCGUUGGAAGUGCUUCUCGCGCUGGGCACCGACCCAGGAAGCAACUACAACAUCGUACUACAGAAGACCUUUGAAGUACAGGGACUCGGCGCGUUCUGUCUUCCGCACGUGGUCUUCAAUAAAUCCAUCCUCGGGAGGGAUAUCACCGAUGGGAUGAAUGCCACCGUGCAGGUGCAGAGUGACGGGGAUCCGACGGGGGGGUUGUAUGCCUGCGCCGAUAUCCAGUUCUCCUCGACCGCGCAAUACAGCGAACCCUCCUCCUGCAAGAAUAAUAGCGGUGUCUCGGCGGUGGCGUUCUCGGGGGCCGCGGCGCAGCGGAACGCGAAUGAGUCGACGGCUGAUGGGCAGGCGCAGGGUAGCUCGUCCUCGUCGUCGUCUUCGAGUGCCUCGAAGAGCUCGAGUAGCUCGAGUAGUUCCAAGGCGCCUACUUCGACGGGCGGGGCGGUUGCGUUGGAGACUGCCGCGUGGGGAAUGCUGGGGGCGGCGGUUGUGGGUGGGAUUGCUAUUUUGUAAGGGGCGCUUUUGUCUGGAUGGUGGGGGUGCAGAGUUACCGCUUGUUAAAUGGGGUAGGCGUGUUUGCUGU
Aspergillus heteromorphus CBS 117.55 is the source of this 963-nucleotide messenger RNA. RefSeq names its product putative GPI anchored protein. The transcript is spliced from 2 exons. The record is from RefSeq and is a predicted model, not a curated record. NCBI's taxonomy places the organism in Eukaryota, Fungi, Ascomycota, Eurotiomycetes, Eurotiales, Aspergillaceae. Bases 171 to 893 code for a protein of 240 amino acids.